Prorocentrum cordatum is the source of this 2380-nucleotide messenger RNA. The record is from the annotation of a GenBank genome assembly. NCBI's taxonomy places the organism in Eukaryota, Dinophyceae, Prorocentrales, Prorocentraceae.
CCAAGGGCGCUGGCCGCGGUGCUGGCAGCAGCGGCGGGGCCGCCACUGCUCCACGGCCGACCCUUUGACGUCCUUGACGGGGUCGGCCCUCACCAACGGCAUCUACACGGUCACGAAGAUCUCGCCGCUCUCGGGCUUGUGGGCGAUCCACCUCUUCGGAGGGGCGCCUGGUCCAGUCCACGACGACUACUUCUACCUAGGCGGCGAGAGUGACGGCACCUCCUUCACCAACACUGGGGCUACUUAUCUUGACGGUCCGACGUAUGAUGACAUGCAGGCCGUGGCUGGCCUUGAUUACUGCGUCUGGAAAGAUAUGGACCCUGCUAGGCAACAAGCACUCGUGCUCCAGCGGGAGCUCGCACGUGCCCUUCGCAGAUUCACGGGGCACUGGUUGGAGGACCCGCGCGUCCUGGACGACGAUACGGACGGGAGGCACUGGAGGCGGCACUGCGUGCCCUACGUUGCCAACUACCUGUCGCACCCGUUUCUGAGGCCGCUGGUCAUGGAGAAGGCCCAACAGGAUGGGCAUGACAACCCUCACAUCGCUGCAGUUGAUAUGGCUAUCGACAUCUGCAGGCGCGCAUUCCGUGCUCGGCGGCGAGCGCGUUUCCAUUACCAUGACUGGCUACGGAGCCUCGAGGCCCUCGACCCCGAUGAGUACGACAACCAGCUUGCCCUCCACGCCGAGGCGAUGAUCAGGGAGCAGGAGUUCUUUGAUACUCGAGUGGAUCCUCGCCGCCCCGUUGGAGAGGAGGCCAGGUCUGCCUCGUCCUACACGGGCUGCUCUGACACGGCGACCGUCAGCGACUACGAGGGCAGCGAUCCUGACGACUCAGGCUUGGACGACGUCGUCGACGGGGCCUUCGAGCUGGAGCAGCCCGACCCCAAGCCGGGCACGUCUUACUGCAGAGUGGGAAUGGAGCUGACAUCAGAUGCAGCUGCGACGGCCGCCGAGCCGUCAGCGUCGGUCCUGGAGGACCAGGUCGGCCGCAGGGUCUCGCAGAGACAUCGUGGCAAGGCCUGCAAGAUCAUGACGGUCAAUGUCACGGGCUGGGGCUCCCUCCUCACGCAACUGGAGGAGAAGCGCAUCCCCGAUGACGUGCAGGCGGUGCUCAUCCAGGAGCACCACCUGGAGGAGGCCAGGAUCGAGUCGGCGCUGAAGGCCGCCAGGGCCCAGGGGUGGAAGGCUGACCUCUACCCUGCUCGGCGCACGGGCAACGGCGACGGCACCACUGGCGGUAUCGGCCUCCUGGUCAGGCCGCACGUCGCCUUCAGACGCCUGCAGUUCGACCAUGACGGCAUCCAUGCGGCUGGCACGGCUCGUCAGGGUUUCUGGACCACCGACCUGGGGCCUAAGGAGGGGCUGGUGCUGGCGGGCCUCUACCUGCACACCAGCAAGGACCUGGAGGAUGUGAACCUCGACAUCCUCUUCCAGAUCGGCAGCGUAUUGCACGCCGCAGGCAGGCCAUACGUCCUGGGCGGCGAUUGGCAGAACCUGCCCGAGUCCCUCAACUGCCUCCGUUGGCCCAAGGCGGUGAAGGGCGAGGUGGUCGCGCCCGACCAGGCCACGUGCUACACGGCCACGAGCGCCAGGGUCAUCGACUACUUCCUCGUGCGGCACGACCUGCAUGGGUGCCGUGCUCGCACCUUCGACGGCCUCUCGGUCACGCCGCACAAGGGCGUCAUACUCGAGCUGGACGUGUCGCAGAUCCCGCUCAUGGUGCGCAAGGCCCACAUGGCCAAGGCCUUCCCUUCGAGCCAACUGGUAGGCCCCCAGCUUCCAGGACCUGACUGGCAGGCGGCAAGCGAGGCGGCUGCUGCAGCCCACGACCGCGACAGCCUGGACGGGGCCUUCAGCGCGUGGUUGCGGCGCUACGAGGACGAGCUGCUCCAGCACUUCGGCUGCGAGCAGCCUGAGCGGUACCGUGGCAGGUCCGACGGCGUUCGUCUGGUGCACUCGACCCUGCAGAUGCACUGCCGCAACCAAGCGAAAGGACGUGGAGCAGCUGACCCCAGCGAGGGCCAUUGGCAAUGGCUUGCCCAGAGGCUUCGUGAGUGGCGCUGGCGACGUGCCGCGGUGGGCCGCCACCCCAGCGCCGAAGGACAGCUACGCCUUCGUCGGCUGCAGCUGCGGCUUAUGCGGUUCACCUUGCCGCAGCCCACGCGCUGGCCCGACAUGUGGGAGGCAUGGCGGUCCCUCGUCCGACGACUCGAUCAGUUGGGCGAAGAAGACCUCGACCACCUGAUGCACGACCUGGAGAAGUGCGCCGAGCGCGCUGCUGGCCAGGCCUCCUACCGCAGGUACAAGGCAUGGGUGGACUGGUCCCAUGACGCCACCGCUGAUGGCGGCAUGCGGCGCGCCUUCAAGUGGAUCAAGCAG